Solanum tuberosum (potato) is the source of this 1319-nucleotide messenger RNA. RefSeq names its product geranylgeranyl pyrophosphate synthase, chloroplastic-like. The coding region runs from base 59 to 1186 and encodes 375 amino acids. NCBI's taxonomy places the organism in Eukaryota, Viridiplantae, Streptophyta, Magnoliopsida, Solanales, Solanaceae. The transcript has a single exon. Gene Ontology annotation, biological process: isoprenoid biosynthetic process. Gene Ontology annotation, molecular function: geranylgeranyl diphosphate synthase activity. The record is from RefSeq and is a predicted model, not a curated record.
ACAACAUCAAUACAUAAGCAUUAGUAUUUUUUUAAGCUUACUUUUUGGGGGAAAAAAAAUGAGAUCUAUGAAUAUUGUUGAUUCAUGGGGUCAAGCUUGUUUAGUUAUCAAUCAAUCUUUACCCUAUAAAUCCUUAAAUGGAAUGAUGAAAAUCAAUCUGAAAAAUCGAAGAAUUUUGAAACAAACUUUAUCCUAUAGACCAUUUUCAUCUGUAACUGUUUCAGCUAUUGCUACCACUAGAGAAGAUGAGAAAGUUGUUAAGGAAGAAGAAGAAGAAGAAGGAGCAAAAAUGGAGAAUGAAUUUAAUUUCAAGGUUUACGUAGCUGAAAAGGCGAUUUCAGUAAAUAAAGCUUUGGAUGAGGCUAUAAUAGUAAAAGACCCACCUAUGAUCCAUGAAGCAAUGCGUUAUUCGCUUCUCGCCGGCGGGAAGAGAGUCCGGCCGAUGCUCUGUAUCGCCGCCUGUGACCUUGUUGGGGGAAACCAGGGGAAUGCUAUGGCGGCUGCUUGUGCUAUUGAGAUGAUACAUACUAUGUCUCUCAUUCAUGACGAUUUGCCCUGUAUGGAUGACGACGAUCUCCGCCGUGGGAAGCCGACGAAUCAUAAAGUGUAUGGUGAGGAUGUGGCGGUCCUCGCCGGAGAUGCGCUCCUUGCUUUCGCAUUCGAGUACCUCGCUACCGCUACAAUCGAAGUUUCUCCGUCGAGGAUCCUCGUUGCUGUUGCCGAAUUGGCGAAAUCUGUUGGAACUGAAGGGUUAGUAGCUGGACAAGUAGCGGAUUUAGCUUGUACUGGUAACCCUAAUGUGGGAUUAGAAAUGCUCGAAUUUAUUCACAUACACAAAACGGCAGCGUUGCUGGAAGCUUCCGUUGUAAUCGGAGCAAUCCUCGGCGGCGGAGCAGAUGAAGAAGUGGACAAGUUAAGGAGAUUUGCCCGAUGCAUCGGUUUAUUGUUUCAGGUAGUUGAUGAUAUCCUUGACGUGACAAAGUCGUCGGAGGAGCUUGGAAAAACCGCCGGAAAAGAUUUGGCGGUGGAUAAAACGACAUAUCCAAAGCUGCUGGGAUUGGAAAAGGCUAAGGAAUUUGCGGCGGAGCUCAACGGCGAAGCUAAACAACAGCUGGCGGCGUUUGAUUCACACAAAGCUGCUCCAUUGAUUGCUUUAGCUGAUUACAUCGCUUAUCGUCAAAAUUAGGAUUUUCUUUUUGUGGAAAUUUUUUAGUUUUAUGAAGUAAUUGAAUGAAUGUAGUUCUUCAUCAUGUGAUUUGAAUCUUGAUUUAUCAAGUGAAAAUGAAGGUGAUUUAUUAUAUUAUUAAUAAAUAAAGUCG